GCCCUGUCCGGAAGCAAAAUGUAGUUGAAUUUUGCUAUACGUCGAGUUCGAACGUGUUCUUUGGAAAUGUUGAUGUUAAGUUAAGAAAAGCAGAAAAAAUAUAAUUCUAGAAUUAUUUUUUGGCUUGCAGAUGUCCAGUAUAACAAAACCAACAAAUAUUUGAUUUUAUUUCGCUCCAAUUUAGUCGAGAAUUGUGGCCAAGUGUAAUUUGUAUUAACUUUAAAUUUUAGGUGCCAAUAUGGUUGAUUGUUGUUGAUAUUCGUUGUUUGUGAUUAGUUCAUCCGUGAAAUAUCUUUGCGUAUUUCGCUUUGGUAUUCAUUCGUUAAAGCGUGCUGAAGAGAACCAAUUUUAUCAACCGAAUAUUUAGUAUCACUUAUUCUAUUUCUGGCAAAAUUUUUCAUUCGAGAACAAAGAAGUAAAUUUUAACGCGUAAAAGUGUAAAAAAUUCGAACAAAAAAUAUAAUCAAAAGUCGGUGAAUAAGCAAAAAUUAAAAGUGAAAAGAAAUAAAAGUCUUCCUGUUUGUGUGACCUACGUAUUGUGUUUCUAUUUGGUUGUGGGCGAUCUAAAAAUUUUAGCGUUUCGCCAAGACCAAGAGCCACGAAAAUUUGCAGAUAUUUACACGCUUAAAAGCAAUUUAGAAGGAAAAACAUAAUUGCUGAGCAAGUUUAAUUUUUAAAAUUGCUUUGAAAGUUUAAAAUAUUCCACUAAUAACAUAAAAAACACAAGUAAAACCACAAAAAUAUAGUAAAAUUGUGAUUUUAAUUUGGAAAACAAAAGAAUUUUAUGUCGUGAGUUCUACCUUGGCUAUGGAUUGUAAAUUUGUUGUUUAUAAUGCGGCUCGAGACAACAACUUAUCGCAAUUGAAGCAUACCCUCUCCAACACAUCAGAGUCCGAAACAAAAAUGCUGAUAUCGGCGAGAGUUAACGGAGCAACGCCAUUGGUAAUUGCCUGUCGAAAUGGUCACUACAACAUUGUGGAAUAUUUGUUAAAGCGUCAUGCCAAUGUUGAGCAAGUAGGUUCUGUGAGUUUCGAUGGUGAGCCAAUUGAGGAUGCGCCCCCACUAUGGUGCGCCGCAGCCGCUGGUCAUUAUGGUAUUGUAAAGCUUUUGGUUCAUCAUGGGGCUAAUGUAAAUAGUACAACUCGCACUAACUCUACACCUCUGCGGGCUGCUUGUUUUGAUGGCCAUUUUGAUAUUGUCAAGUUUCUCAUCACUAAUGGUGCAGAUUUUGAAGUGGCAAAUCGUCAUGGGCAUACAUGUUUAAUGAUUGCGUGCUAUAAAGGUCAUUAUAAGAUCGCUCAGUAUCUACUAUCACUAAACGCAGAUGUGAAUCGGUGUAGUAUAAAAGGAAAUACAGCUUUACAUGACUGCGCAGAAUCUGGUUCACUGGAGAUUUUGCAAUUGUUGUUAAAGCAUGGCGCUGCAAUGGACGUCGAUUAUUACGGUAUGACACCUCUAUUGGCCGCGAGCGUGACGGGGCAUUUACCAAUUGUGGAACAUCUUAUUUCCUUACCCUGCGUUAGUAGAAAAAGUCGCAUUGAUGCCUUAGAAUUGCUAGGUGCAACCUACGUAGAUAAAAAACGUGAUAUGAUCAGUGCUUUGUCCUUGUGGCGAAGGGCAAUGGAGGAUCGAAAUCAGGAACCCAAAAUACCAAAAACUAUCAGCGAGCCAAUUGCAGCAUACGAAUAUGUGUCGGAAGUGAAAACAAUAGAAGGACUUGAAGAGUUAGUGUUGGAUCCUGAUGAAAUGCGAAUGCAAGCUUUAGUUAUACGACAACGUAUUUUAGGCCCAACACAUCCUGAUACAAGCUACUACAUACGAUUCAGAGGAGCGCAUUAUGCAGAUGCUGGACGUUUUGACCGUUGCAUUGAGUUGUGGACGUAUGCUUUGACGAUGCAGCAGAAAAUUUUACAACCUCUGAGCCCAAUGACCCAAUCAUCUCUCUUAUCAUUUGCGGAACUUUUUAGUUUUAUGCUUGUCGAAGCUGGACGUUUGUUGCCCCGCGGUCGCAUUGUUCCUCCAAUUGAAGCUAGAGAUAUGUUGUUGAUAUUUAAUAAGGCUGUUCAGGAAGUAGAGCGAGGUCUUAAAUGGACUAUAGAACAGGAAACAAAUCCGGUUGCAGUAGCAUCAAUACAUGAUUGUAAUCACGAUCCGAACGCACUGAGUCGAGCCUUAGUAAGCGCUUUACAUAUUGGUUGUUUAUUGGCUUCUCUUGAAGAAGAUGAAAGCUUUUGUCCAAAUAUGCGCAAACAAAUUUUAUAUUCUUUGUAUAAGUUGAAUCGACUAAAAGUGUCUGUUCGAUCUGGCCGAACAGCUUUACACUACGCUUGUUACCGAGAAGGUACACUUGUGGGUCGUUAUCCAGCUUGUCAGUUUCCUUCUCCAGCAUUAGCAAAAGCUCUACUCGAAGUAGGGGCUGAUCCAAAUGCCAAAGAUGACGAAGGAAACACUCCUUUGCAUUUGGCUGCCACAGCGCAACAAUGUCCGCGAACGCUUGCAAAAGUUCUCUUAAAACAUGGCGCGCAUCUGGAUGCAAAAAAUUACACCGGUGAAACCUUCGAAUCACUGUUGAAAUCAAAAAAAAUACAUGAAGUCGUUAAUCCAUUGAAAUAUACCACUCUAGCUUGUUUGGCGGCACGAACUAUACAAAAACAUCGAAUCAAAUAUACGAACACUGUACCUCCAUCACUGUAUACAUUUAUUGAAAUUCAUUAAUUGCUAUAAAGUGAAAAUCGCGAUGAGUAUCGUAGGUAGAACGCUUACAGUGUGGAUGACUAUUCACUAUGAUCGCGGAUAUGAAUAAUUUGUGAUCGUUUUUCAUAUAAUUUACGUAUAUAUUUCUUCUCGAGUCACAUAUAAGGAGACAUUUAAGUUAAUUAUACUAACGUUCAUGCUUUUUCUUUUAUAUUUGCACUGAUUAAUGUAAUGUAACAAAAUAUAAUAGACUUGAGCGGGUUCAAUGUUGAAUUGUUUUUAAAUCACUGACUCGGAAUGAAAAUAAAAAUAUUGUAGGAUCAUUUAAUGACAAACAGAAAAAGUCUGUGCAAGUUACAAAGUAAGGGCAUUGAUAAACAUAUUAAGUUAUAUACGAAAGUGUUUGAGCAAAAAUGUUGUCAAAAAGGCAAAAUUGUAAAACCCUUAUGGAUUACUUAACGAUUUUUGUGUCUAGGAUUAAGUAUAUAAUACAUGCAUAUAAAAAUAAUCAUAGAAAAAAAAUAAAUCAAACGACUAGGCAAAUAAGUAUAACAAAAUAAACUUCAUAAUUUGCAAACAUCAA
Messenger RNA from Zeugodacus cucurbitae (melon fly), 3277 nucleotides. RefSeq names its product protein fem-1 homolog CG6966. NCBI's taxonomy places the organism in Eukaryota, Metazoa, Arthropoda, Insecta, Diptera, Tephritidae. Bases 808 to 2715 code for a protein of 635 amino acids. The record is from RefSeq and is a predicted model, not a curated record. Gene Ontology annotation, molecular function: protein binding. The transcript is spliced from 6 exons.